This is a messenger RNA of Vidua macroura (Pin-tailed whydah), 913 nucleotides long. RefSeq lists its product as uncharacterized. The coding region runs from base 70 to 513 and encodes 147 amino acids. The transcript is spliced from 2 exons. Lineage: Eukaryota; Metazoa; Chordata; Aves; Passeriformes; Viduidae. Gene Ontology annotation, biological process: DNA integration. Gene Ontology annotation, molecular function: nucleic acid binding. The record is from RefSeq and is a predicted model, not a curated record.
GAUGCCUCAGGCCAUCAGGGUAGAGAUGCCACUUUUAAGUGGGCACGAGAUCGAGGGGUGGAUCUAACCAUGGACAGUAUAUCUCAGGUAAUCCACGACUGUGAGACAUGUGCUACCAUCAAACAGGCCAAGCGGGUAAAGCCCCUGUGGUACGGUGGGCGGUGGUCCAAGUACAGAUAUGGGGAGGCCUGGCAGAUUGACUACAUCACACUGCCCCAGACACGCUACGGCAAGCGUUAUGUGCUCACAAUGGUAGAAGCCACCACAGGAUGGUUGGAAACCUAUCCUGUGCCUCAUGCUACGGCCCGUAACACCAUCCUAGGCCUUGAAAAGCAAAUUCUUUGGAGGCAUGGUACCCCUGAGAGGAUUGAGUCCGACAAUGGAACUCAUUUCAAGAACAGCCUUAUCAACACUUGGGCUAGGGAACAUGGUAUUGAGUGGGUGUACCAUAUUCCCUACCAUGCACCAGCUGCAGGAAAAGUAGAGAGGGACCAGGUUGUACAUGGUGGAUAAUGCAGAGAGAUGGAAGAACACGAUGUGUACCUCAGGGAGAUCUGAUUGUUGGGUGAGAACUAUGUAUAACUAUCACUGUUUCCUGAAUACUGCUGCCAUUGUCUGUGUAUAGUUGUAUAUUAGAUGUAUAAUGUAUCUAUUUAUAGGGUUUGAAUAUAUAUAUUAGUUUUAGUAGUAAGCUGACGAUAUGGGGAUAAGGGGUGGAAUGUCCUAGGGUGGCUGUAUGAUGCCUUUAUCCCCAAUCGUCUGCCCUGUUUAUGUUGAAUAAUAAGUUCUACACCUUUAAGUCUUGUUCCAAGAGUGAAAGGAGGAGGGAAGAAGCUCAGGGUUUGUUUUCAAAAAACUCACUCCCUCCUCCACAUUCCUGCUCCGGGACGGUGUUGUCUGCGAACGGACGGAC